Molecule: messenger RNA, 545 nt
Organism: Lepus europaeus (European hare)
Lineage: Eukaryota; Metazoa; Chordata; Mammalia; Lagomorpha; Leporidae
Product: C-C motif chemokine 14-like
Exons: 3
Coding region: 124-408 (94 amino acids)
Biological process (GO): monocyte chemotaxis; G protein-coupled receptor signaling pathway; cellular response to tumor necrosis factor
Cellular component (GO): extracellular region
Molecular function (GO): CCR chemokine receptor binding; chemokine activity
Source: RefSeq, a predicted model, not a curated record
UUCCUUUAUUUAAAAAAAAAAAAAAAUUGGCUUUUGUCUCAAUGAUCUUUUCUCCACACAUCCUCACCCAAGGAGCCCGAGAAGCCUCCAGCAGGCCAGCUCUCCUGCAGCAGCUCCUACAGGAUGAAGGUCUCCGUGGCUGCCAUCCCCCUCCUCCUCCUCUUCAUCACCCCCAUCGCCCUGGGAACCCGGGCUGAACUCUCCCCACGAGGCCCCUACCACCCCGCCGAGUGCUGCUUCUCCUACAUCACCCGCGUUGUCCCCCGUCAGCGGAUUACGGACUACUACGAGACCAGCAGCGAGUGCUCCAAGCCCGGAGUUGUCUUCAUCACCAAAAAGGGCUACUCCAUCUGUGCCAACCCCCGGGAUGACUGGGUCCAGGACUACAUCAGGGACCUGGAGAAGUGAGUGAUCCAGCCAGGUGGCAAAGGCACAGCUCAGAGACCCAAGGAGAGGAGGCCAGGGCCCCUCUGUACCCCCAACUCUCAGCCUCAGCCACCCCCGGGAGUUUCCCUGACUUGAAUUAAAGACCAUUUAAACCCUUC